AUGGAUGACGACGACGACGGCGGCGGCGGUCGUGUCUUCCGAUUUAGCCCGGUUCUCGUCGGCCUUCUUGGAGUCAUUGCCGGAGCCAUCGUGGUGGCUACUUAUCAUUUAGUUUACACCAUUUGCACAUGCUUCCGCAGGCCCACGGUGGAGACCGACAAUACUACUACCCAAUAUGUUGUUGACCAAAUUCCACGGGAAAGGCCUCGUCAAAGAAACAGAGGUGCUUCCACAAUACCCACUUUGAUUCCCAUUUUUAGGUACAGCAAAGAUUGCAAUGAAGAUACGUGUGCCAUUUGCUUGGGUGAUUUCAAGGACGGUGAGCAGAUUCGGGUACUGCCAGAUUGCUUGCACUUUUUCCAUGUGGGAUGUAUUGAUAAAUGGCUACAUUUGCACUCCAAUUGUCCACUUUGCCGCGCUGGUACUUCUCCCCCGCAGCAGGUGGCCGUCUCUUUGCCGGAAUCUAGCAUAUCGAUAUCUACGGGACUUGGCAGAUUACCGGAUUUAAGGGUUUAG
Molecule: messenger RNA, 516 nt
Organism: Gossypium raimondii (Peruvian cotton)
Lineage: Eukaryota; Viridiplantae; Streptophyta; Magnoliopsida; Malvales; Malvaceae
Product: RING-H2 finger protein ATL51
Exons: 1
Coding region: 1-516 (171 amino acids)
Biological process (GO): protein ubiquitination
Source: RefSeq, a predicted model, not a curated record